AUGCGAUUAUUUGCUUUUUCGUUCCGUCGCACGAUUUUAUUAUUUCAUGAUUCAUUUGGUAUCGCAACUAAUUGCAGGAUAUCACCACAAAUUAGACCAGAAAAUCGAAUCAUUUUAUUUUCUACACAAGCAGUUACGAAAAAUGAUACAAUUACAAAAGACGUCACAACUGACAAUGCUAAAGAUAACAUGAGAUUGGUAUUCGAAAAAAUCCUGAAUAGAUGUUACAAGUGGGAAUUAGAUUUGGAUAUAGUUUGGGUUGCAUGCACCAUUGCACCGAUCUCUUUCUUUUACAUGGAUGAUCCUACUUUCAAAUCGUUUGGUAUUACUAAAGAACUUAUGGCAGCCGCAUUCAUGGCAAGCGCAACGUCAACAUUCGUGAUUCAUCAUUUUUUUUCUCGAUAUGUCACGAAAAUUUAUCUUCACCAACCUAAAACACUUUCCACAUUAUUCACACCGACUACAAUUAAUCCCUAUACAAAAAUGACAAUAGAAACCAGAUCUUUAUUCGCAUUACCUAAACUCACAACUGUAGAAUUACGACAUCUAAAUCCAUUGAAUCAAAGUUCUAUCACAUGGAGUGUAAAAAAAAAAUAUUUGAGUUUUUGUAAGGAAAAAGGGAUUAAGCCACCUGCACAAAAAAAAUUUUGGAUUGAUUAUGAAAGUUCCAAAAAUAAUAAGAAUGAUAUGGAAAUUGUUAAAAAAAUUGUGCAUGUUAUAAAUGAAAGUCGUACGUAG
This is a messenger RNA of Cetraspora pellucida, 738 nucleotides long. The record is from the annotation of a GenBank genome assembly. Lineage: Eukaryota; Fungi; Glomeromycota; Glomeromycetes; Diversisporales; Gigasporaceae.